ACCCUGAUGCAUUAAUACAUGUGCAGUGGGAGGUUUUGAAAGCUCUUAUGAUUCUUGUAUUAAGUGUUUAUGAUAUGGAAGAUUUUAUUCGAAUUGCUUACGAGGAAGAGUUGAAUGCUGAGCGUAAUAAGUUUAUGUUUGAUUUAUUCAGAUUGCACAAGACUACUAACGAAGCUAUUCUGGCCAUUGCUCGUUGGGAGAUGAAGUUGGAUGAUUUUAUCCUUCUUCAUGAAUAUGAUGUUAAUAGUCUCUUAGAGAAAAACGUAUUUGUGCAGCAACAGACAACACCACAAGACUUGCUGAUCCAUAAGGAUGUGCGUGUGUCUGAACUCUUAAUCCAAUGUACGGUGAUUGUUAUGAAGCAGUUUCGACCAUUGAAGAGAAAUUAUGCAAUGCACCUAAUGAUGGAAUUGACCCAAGAGAAGUGCCGUGGUAUCACUAAUGUUCUAUUGCUGGAGCCUUGGGGGUGCUUCGAUUUCUUGGAGCUGCAUAGGCUUGAGCCGCCUGUCCAAUUUGUUGGGCUUGAUGUACUUGCUUGUCAAAUACUUGAAGCCAUGGACCAGUUAAUAGAAUGGAAAGGGCUUGAGUUACACAAGUCCAUGAAAUCAGCUACAUUUCCCUUGCGGUCAGGUGUCUUUGGAAAUUGUACAGAAGAGGUAAUUGAGGUUGUUGGACAUGCUGACUGUGCAAGAAGGUCAGAAGGACAUCGUUUUAUUGGCUCACAUCAUCUUUUAUUGGGCCUGCUUCGCACAAGGAUUAGAGGAAGUGUCUUGAAGUUUGUGCAGUUACGACAAGCUCUUGAGGAACCUGCGAGAAAUCCUAGGUAUCGCAUAUACGGGACAGCACAGUGUUUAGCUGGUGUUGACAAAAUACAACUUGAACACCUGUUUUUAGCAAUUAUGUUCUUAGAGCUUGGGAGAAAUUUUUUUUCUUUGGGAGACGAAAUAAUUGCGAUUAUAGAACAAGAAGAUUUGUCUAUGGAUGAGUGCGUCCUCAAACUUGGCAACCUGUGCUUGCUUGAAGGACUUAAAUGUGCCCCGCAAAAGGAAGAUUUGUCAAUAAAUGAGCCCAUCCUCAAACUUGGCAAGCUGUGCAUGCUUGAAGAACUUGAAAUUGAUCCGGGAAAGGAUUUCCGAAGCAACAGCUUGGACAAUAACAAAAAUGCAUGGAAUGCUGGCUUGAGUAGCAAAAGAUUUGAUGUGUUCUUAGAAGGUCUAUUGAAGCUCACUAGAAGACAAGCUGGAAAGACUUCUAAGGGCAGUGUUUGGGGUUUUAUAAGUAGUGUUUCCAAAUUCUGGGAGCCACAAGCUCUCAAGCUUCGUGUCUAGCAGGACUCUUAUGCACUUUAGCAAAGGAGUUAAUGAAUACAUAGUCCUAAUAAUGAGAUGGUGGGCAAAUUAUACCAUUUCAUUGGUUGGGCACAUGAACACGUACUCUAUGUGAGCUAUUAAAUAACUUCUGGUAUAUUGUUGUAUUGUGUAUUUA
Molecule: messenger RNA, 1485 nt
Organism: Camellia sinensis
Lineage: Eukaryota; Viridiplantae; Streptophyta; Magnoliopsida; Ericales; Theaceae
Source: RefSeq, a predicted model, not a curated record